Messenger RNA from Toxoplasma gondii ME49, 2884 nucleotides. RefSeq names its product Rhoptry kinase family protein, truncated (incomplete catalytic triad). Gene Ontology annotation, biological process: protein phosphorylation. The transcript has 5 exons. Gene Ontology annotation, molecular function: protein kinase activity; ATP binding. The record is from RefSeq and is a predicted model, not a curated record. Bases 657 to 2189 code for a protein of 510 amino acids. Lineage: Eukaryota; Apicomplexa; Conoidasida; Eucoccidiorida; Sarcocystidae.
CGACCGGCUAACGGGAACAAGGAAAAAGUUCGCGGAGAAAUUUCUUUGCCAUCUGCGGCACGCAUGCAGCUCGAGACUGGGACAGUGUCGUCAGUAGUAGCCCGUCUCCUGCCGUGUUCGACCAUCGAAUUGUUGAGAACCUGGCGAUGCUGCGUCUUCUUAGAAGUUUAUUACACGGCGCCUCCCGUUGCAAGACCAACAGUUCCGUGUACCGGUUGUCGAGGAUGGGCUGGCGAAUUCGGUUCUUUUGAAGCAGCGGGUCACAGUUUCCGUGUGCCUACGGAGACAGAGAAGGGCUGCUACCUGACAUCGCAGGCACACUGUUACCGUUUCUAUGCCGUUUCGUUAGUGUAGGUCACAGUUUUCUCUGUGACCAUGUAGUGUUUCUGUGCACUCCUCAUCGAUUUGAGAGGCACUUCUCCCGAAAACUGUACAGAAGCUGCUGAGGCCGGCAGUGCCACUCCUCUCUCGAGAAGAUUCAGAGUAGAGCGACCAAGCAUGACACGGCGUUGCGAGUGUUCGCUGUUCUAAGCAACGAACCGAAUCGCUCUCCAUCAGGAAUGCCGAAAUGCACUGGAUCACGGCCAGCAGCUUGUGGGCAGAAGGAUCCAGUGACACCGAAGUCUUGACCGGGUUCCGUGCCCGAAGUUAUCAAUAUGCGGUUCUCAGCCGUCCUCUACAUGCUGUCGACUUGCGCGGUGUGUGGCGCUUCGUUAGGUUUAACGUCUGAUGAGGUGGAUACGGUGGCCAACACCGAUGCUGCCGGUCCCGCGGAGCAGAAUGACCGUUUCCGGAAACUGGGUGAAAAACUCCGUUCGUCUUCCGAUAAAAAUGAAACAGAUCAGGCUACUUCAGAGUCUGAGGACGCCCAUCUGUGGUCAAGUGGAUCCGAAGGAGCGUCUGGAGCUCCUGACGAGCUGACCAGUGUGACUUCUAUGCCGUUCGAGGAAGACAUAGGGUACAGCCAAGCAGAUUUGACGGGGUACUCCGCGUCCACUAGUCAGCAGUCAGAAAGCUGGGCGAAAAGGGCGGUCCGCAAAGGUGCCGCACCUUUCCUCGAAGCUUCUGAGUCAUCCUCCGCGUCACCAGGAGUCCUUGGUCUCGGCUGGUCUUUCGUCCGGAGUGUCUGGGAUGAUCUGAAAGACCUUCAGUCGUCCAACUCAAGCAGAGAUAAACAGAAGGAAGGCGACGAAGCAGUGAACGAGACUGGACAAAACGAGUCUUUCUCCUGGAUGUCGCUCUGGAAAUGGUGGUCUUUCUAUGCGAAUCUGCCGGAAUUGGUUGAGACGGACUACGAAGAAAUGAAGGACGUGGUACGGUCGAUGGAGUCCUCGAAGGAGCCUGUGACGAGGCAGGUGUACAUGGGGAGUGCAAAGCUGGCUGAAGAUCUUCGCGUUCCACAUGCACUGUUGACGGGCGGCUUCACCGUCAAGAUGUGCCCGGGGAGCAGAAGCAAGCCGUGGAAAGCGCUUACAGAGAUUUUUCUCAGGAAGAAACUUCUGCCGCCGAAUUCCCCGUUUUUUGUGCCGCUGGUUGCAACAGCGAAAGGGAAGGAGGCAGCCACGCUUCAGUUUUUUCCUCCGACGCGCGGCAGUCUCCGGGCGAUCGCCACGCAGGCCCCAGAAAAGCUGAAUGUAGUCUUGGUGAUGGCCGAGAUGGUGGCGGCUGUGGAGGCGCUGCACGGCCUCGGAAUCCUCCACGGAGCGCUCUCGCUGGAUGCCUUUUACGUCAGCCGGGAGGGUCAUGUUCAGCUGAGCGACUUCGACAGCGCCAUUGUCGACAACGUCUUCCGGCCGAUCUCGGAGAUGGCCGAACCGGUGCGGGACGGGUAUAGGGCGCUGUCGCGGAAGCUGAACAUUUCUCUCCUCCACACUAAGGCAGCAGACGUCUUCAGUCUAGGGAAGGCAUUUGAGGCUCUCGCGGACCUCACAGAUCUCGAGAACGGGGACCGACUCAUGCUGGAAGUUCUGGUGGAGCGCAUGACCCAAGCGGACUCGGAGAAGAGACCGAGUCUCAACGACAUUGCACGAGACAAAUUUUUCGACCGCGUCGAUUUCGACUCGGUGCGAGCUCGCACAAAUCCAUGUGUCUACUCAUGCCGCUGGCGGCGGGAGAAAAUGUCUGCAAAUGACGCAGCCACUACGGCUUCAGACGCUGACGAAGACAGCGACGACGAUGACCUUCCUUAAAACCUCUAUGGCCCUGCCUGGAGGACGGGUGUCUCGAUGGGAUAUUGUGCAGGCGGCAAGAGAUCCAGGCUCCGCCUCCAGUGGAAAACGUAAACAUCAAGGAACCACUCCGCAGGACGGAGAGGCUCAGACCCCAGUCCAAGUGGAAACACUCGAAACACGCGCUGAGCUCCUGACUCGCGCCGAUCAACCGUCGCAACAAGUUCUGCUGGAAGCAGGAAUGAUAACGCUUGCGUUCCGGAGAAAUGCGAUAGUUGCAAUACGGUGGUGAUAUGGUGGAAAAACCGGGGUAAACUAAAUUGUGAGAUCUAAAAGCGUCAGCAUCCAAGCAGUGAUUCCACGCUGUAGCACUUGCUUUUCUUUCCGCAUAAGCGUGGCGGUGCAUCAACUUUCUGUGGCGCAAUGCCAGACACGGCCUUUAGGUGCGGCUGUUACACUUUGUGGUUCUGAAGGGAGAUUCCUUUGCUGUGUUAUGCGCGGUUUUGUACAGAUACCGUGAGGGACAACCGUGUCACGGUACUCGCGUAUCGCUUCUCCAGAGUGUAGACACGUCUACCACACACUGGUCCCGGCCGACUGAAACAUAGGUCGGAAGCCGGAGCUUUCUGUUUUCCUAAAAAUGACGAUAAGGACCUCUCCAGUUUCUCUGUGGAAACGUUGUCAACGAUCUCCAAACUCGCGGCAACCCUCCGGCA